Cannabis sativa is the source of this 1996-nucleotide messenger RNA. RefSeq lists its product as uncharacterized. The transcript has 11 exons. Lineage: Eukaryota; Viridiplantae; Streptophyta; Magnoliopsida; Rosales; Cannabaceae. Gene Ontology annotation, cellular component: cytoplasm; nucleus. Gene Ontology annotation, molecular function: poly(A) binding. The record is from RefSeq and is a predicted model, not a curated record. Bases 36 to 1694 code for a protein of 552 amino acids. Gene Ontology annotation, biological process: mRNA processing; regulation of mRNA stability.
GAAGAAAGAAGAGAGAGGUAUGAGAGGAUUCCGCCAUGGGAACAGGGAAGAAGAAGAAGAAGACGACGAAGAACCCUAACACAACCCUGUUCGGUAUGGAAAUUUACUUCACCAAUCCCAUCUCUUUCAAACUCCGUAGAAAAUCAUCACUUAUCUCCAAUCUUAAAUCUUCCAUUUCCACCAAGCUUCUUGAUUUUUACGCUGAAUUCGCCGAUGAAAUUCUCGCUGAAUAUAUUACGGUGAUGAUUUGUAAUGGAAAGGAUCAGUUUCAAGCUAGGGAUGAUUUAGAGCCGUUUCUCGGUAAUCGGAGUGCUGAAUUCGUAAGCUGGUUAUGGGAUCAUCUCUUGAAUUGCCAUCGUAAAUGUGAAGAUGAUAUUCAUUUAAGGGUUUCAAAAGAUGUUUAUUUCACCAGUCCUGAAAGAAGUGAUAGAGAAAGAGAUUCAAGAAGUAGCAGGAAACUUCGCAAGAUUAGUAGACAUGAAAUGAUUUCGAGAGAAAUUGAGGAAGAUGAAAAGAUUAAUGGUGUCUCAGCUAAUACAAAUGAAGGUGUUGUAUACGUGAAGAAGCCUGAGCAGGUUCUUGAUCAUAAUCAGCCUGUACCUAUUUCAAUUAUAUAUCCACAAUCUUCUGGAUCAGAUCGUCCUUUUUCCAAACAGCCUGGUUUCUGUAAUGAUUUGGGGAGAAGUACUACCGUAGGCACUGCAAUACCAUAUUCCAUGCAUUUUGAAAUUCCUCGGGUUAGUGUCUGGGAUAGACUAGGCAGGCCAUGUGACGAUGUACCUGCAAAGGACAAGAGUAUUGAUCAGGAUGCUGUUGGUCAUCACGACCAAGACGAGGAUGUGCACAAUCAGCGUGCAUCAAUAGCUUCCCGGCUUAGUUAUAGGGCCUCUAGUAUUGAUGGAAGGUCUGAAAGUUACAAUUGCCUUGAUGAGAGUGAGAAUCCAGAAGAUGGUGUCAUGAGAACAUCUGAGCCUCAUACUUUAGAUGAUAUCAGACAAAAAAGGCUUUUUAGCGAACAUAGCAGUGGCCCUAGCAUCGGUUCUGUUCCUUCGAAAGAUAAGAGCCAGAUAGAGCCAAAAGUUGAAGAAAUUUCAGUGGAGUUCAAGAAAUCAAAUGUGGUCAGCAAAGAUUCAACUAUCACUCCAAUUGUGGUCUCUAAAAUGCUUGGUGUGAAACGGAAACUGAACCAAAUAGAGAUGGAGAUGGCAAAGCUUCGGCUAAAGCAAGCAGAGUUGGGGUUGGAUGGGAAAAUUUCUCAAUUGUCAAAUCCUACAGGUGACUUAAAGCAUCCAGUGGAAGAUAUUGAUUCGAGAACUAUAUUCGUGACAAAUGUUCAUUUUGCUGCAACUAAGGAAGCUUUGUCAUCCUACUUUGCCAAGUGCGGUGCCAUUGACAAUGUGAUAAUAUCGAUCGAUCCAGUAACCGCUAAACCAAAAGGGUCUGCUUAUAUUACAUUUGCUAGCAAAGAGUCUGUUGACAAAGCAGUGGCGCUCGGUGGAACGACAUUUCUCUCAAGGACAAUUCAGGUGUUAAGAAUGACAGACACAACAUUAGGACCAAUCCAUCCCGGGAAGUCUUCAAAAGUUUCGACGCUGUUACCUAACGGCAACAGUGUGACUGUCCCUGUCCAAGUCCCCACCAAACCAUAUUAUUCGAGCCAUCAUCUACAAUGGCGAAGAGAGAAUAAUACUUAACUAUACAGAUGACAAUAAAACAUUUAGAUUUGAUUUUGUUAACCAUACUCUGCAGCAUUACCAUUUGGAUUAGUUUGAUUUGUUAAGUUUAGCUUGAUGCAUAUGUAGAAUUAUCAUGGUUUGUAAAUACCUUGAUCUAGAGAGAAUCAUAAAAAAUCUUAUUGUUCAUGCUUAAAUUUUGAUUUGUGUAUAUAAUAAGCAUGGAAUGAAAAGGGGUUUGUUUUGUUUAACACUAAUCAAAUCUCUCUACUUCAGUUUGAUAAAGUAAAUAAAUAUUAGUUGUUGGCUUUGUAUACACAAAA